Messenger RNA from Penicillium odoratum, 909 nucleotides. RefSeq lists its product as uncharacterized. The record is from RefSeq and is a predicted model, not a curated record. The coding region runs from base 1 to 909 and encodes 302 amino acids. The transcript has a single exon. NCBI's taxonomy places the organism in Eukaryota, Fungi, Ascomycota, Eurotiomycetes, Eurotiales, Aspergillaceae.
AUGGGUCGCAGCUUCUCAAUCUUCAGGGGCCAUAAGAAUUCUGAGGAGCCCAAUAUCAACACCAUCAGUCGAUCCCACAACAUCUUCAGCUCAAGCUCCACAGCAACACCCUGGGACCCCCCAGCCUACGAGGAACACCAAAGCCGACCCACCCCACCACGGAUCUCUGGAGACGAUCCACUGAGCUUCCUCGGGAGCUUCGAUACCAUCUUCCUAGUAGAUGACAGCAGCAGCAUGUACGGACCUCGCUGGAAAGAAGCCGAAGCCGCCAUCGCAGCCAUCGCACCAAUAUGCACCCAGUACGACAGCGAUGGAAUAGACCUCUACUUCCUCAACCACCGAAACGAAAGAAACAGUUAUUUCCAAUCCAGUCACGCAAACAACUCAAGCGGUGCCUAUGAGAACAUCAAAAGCGCACAAGAAGUCCGCGAAAUUUUCAGCAGUGUUACUCCGCGUGGAGGCACUAUGGUCGGGAGACGACUGCACGAUAUUCUAGCACCUUACAUGCAACGUGUACAGGCGAUGCAAACAUCUCGGGACCCCGAUGGAACCUAUUCUGAUGCCGAGAAGAUAGUGAAGCCGGUGAAUAUUAUUACGAUCACCGAUGGGGCAUUCUCGGAUGAUGCGGAAAGUGUUAUUGUGCAGGUGGCGAGGAUUUUGGAUAGUUCGCAGUGUAUGGCGGUACCGUGGCAGGUUGGGAUUCAAUUUUUCCAAAUUGGGAAUGAUAAACAAGCGAUGGCUUAUUUACAGGAGUUGGAUGAUGAUUUGGGUAAGUGUGACGAUGGGAAUUUGAGGGAUAUUGUGGAUACUGUACCUUGGCGAGGGUCUACGGGGACAUUGAACGCAGAAGGGAUUUUGAAGUGUGUUUUGGGCGCUGUGAAUAAGAAGUUGGAUCGGAAGAUGGUGUAG